GGGACAGAACUGGAAAGAUGUCAUGAACGAAACACCUGUUUUGGAAAAUGGGCCUGGGCCACUCCAAACCUCACCAUCGGGUGAUCAAAGUCACACCUUUACAAAGCCAAGAAGCAGAGACUCCCUCAGCUGGCCCUGUGUUCUAUGCAUUAAAUCGGAACCUAGAAGAAAAGAGCUCAUACCCAUUCUCGAGACUGCAGGGUCAAAAGCAAGCUCUGGAAGGACUGUUACCACCUCUUCGAGAAAGCUGGUAUGGAAGACAUCCUGCAGUAUCCAGGCCUAUGUAUCUUGACAUCCCACUGAAAACUGAAGAAUCAAGCAUUAUCAAAAGGCAUCCACCCCGAAGAAUUCAAAAGCUUGAGCCCAUUGACCUGCCACAAGUCAUUACCUCUGAGCGACUCCUGAGCCAGCAAGAAGCCAGAACAAGACACAAAGCAAAGGAACUUGAGAAGAAAAUGCAGCUUCCAAUGUACACUUCUGGGAAGAGACAGUAUUUACAUAAGAUGAAAAUGCUGGAGAUGAACCAUAAGAGACAGGAGGCCCAAAUGGAGUUGAAGAGUCUUCAGAGUCAAGCAAGACUUGAUAUGCAAAAGCUGAAGGACCAUAAUGGCAAUAAAAUCACCAACAGCAUGCCAAGGAGCAAUCACUAUGACAUUAUCACCAUACUGCCUGAUGAAACCGUGAACAGAGACCCAGGAAAUCCACGGAAUGAAAAAUUCGUGGAAUAUCACACAGAAAAUGACUAUUGUGUCCGGAAAAUUGGCAAAAUGGAAGCAUGGCUGCGUGAACAAGCGGCCCGAGGACAGCUUUUCUGUGACAGCUCCAGCUCUGACUCAGACGAGCCUGAGAAAGGUCAGAAGAGACCACAGGCACUAGUGAGGACCAGGACGGAGAGAGUCCCACUUCAUGAUGAGUUUUAUGACCGAGAGUGAGCAAACUACACACUACUCCAGAUAGUGAGGACUCCGAGUGGUAUGUUUGUUUGUCUGUUUUCAUCAGUCAUUCCUGUCCGCGCAUGAAGUACUGAGGAAAGUAACUUACGUUGGUACAAUGAAAGGAUGUCAUCUGGAGCCUUGUGGCUAAUGGGU
Onychomys torridus (southern grasshopper mouse) is the source of this 1088-nucleotide messenger RNA. It is a transcript of the gene Ccdc198, whose product is annotated as coiled-coil domain containing 198. The coding region runs from base 48 to 932 and encodes 294 amino acids. Lineage: Eukaryota; Metazoa; Chordata; Mammalia; Rodentia; Cricetidae. The record is from RefSeq and is a predicted model, not a curated record. The transcript is spliced from 7 exons.